AUGGCAUCGCCGUCACCGUGGCCUGAAAACCUCCUCGCUCCCAUCGUCGCCGGCCUCCGCGCGACGUGCAGUUCAUGGCGCGCCGUCCCCUCGCUGCCGCCGCCGUGGUCUGACCUCCCACAGGACCUCCUAGGCCUCAUCAUCGGCGGACUCCCAGACCCGGCCGACCGCGCUCGCUUCAGCUCCGUGUGCCGUUCCUGGCGCUCGGCCCCCCACCCCUACGCACGGCAGCUACCGUGGGUCGACGCUGUCUGCCGUUCCUGGUACACCGUUUCGUCUCUUGGAACGCAGCUAGCUUUCGUCAGCACCAGGCGCCGUUUCUCGAAACCGUGUCCCCCGACCUCCCAACGCCUGCCACCAUGGCGCCGUAUCUUUCGCUCGGCCAUCUUUCCAUGGCGGCAGCAGCCGUGGAUCGUGCUCCCGGGCGGCUUCUUCCUCGACGACAUCCCUUCGGAGCUAUCCGAUCACGGGCCGGAAGCACCCACGUCCUUCCCCGAGAACCUGCAAUGCGUCGGCUCCACCGACAGCUGGCUCGCCCUCGACUGCACGGACGGCGAGGUGAGGCAUGCCUACUUCUUGCACAAUCCUUUCUCACGGGCAACCGUGCCGCUCCCGGAGCUGGACGCCGUCAUCGGCGAUGUCUCCAAGCUAUUCACCAUCCACAAGGUGCUCAUGCGAUCGACCCCCGAUGACCUCAUCGUCGUUAUGACCAACAACUGUGAUCUUCCUGUGUUUUCAAUCCAGCGAGGGAAGGGUGCGCUUUUACCACAACCGCAAAUAACAAACUUUCGCACCAUCAUUGAUAUUGCAUUUUUUGGAGACAAACUCUGGGGAAUCACCAAGGCCAAGGAACUUUUCAUCCUCCCCAUCACCUUUGAAGAUGUUCCCGGCAUACCCAUGGCUACUAGUAUUGAGCAGGUUAUUUGGAGGAACAUUGAUGACGCGGAUGCAACACACGAUGAUGAGGACGGAAACAACAAAGGCUAUGUGGGUGACGAGCAAAACAACGGUGAAGCUGAGAAAGAUAAUGAUGAGCUUCUUUUCAGCGAAGAGUACAAAGCCAAACGUCGUAAUCACAGCAAACUGAUGUUAAAAGCCAGGGAUGGCAUGAUAGGCACCGGCAUACAAUUUGAACCUGAAUUUAUGAUCUUUCGGUACUUGGUCGAGUCAUGUGGAAAGCUUCUCAUGGUGAUUCGAGAAGCAGAUAGCAGUAGAUUCACGUACAAAGUGGAAGUUUUCGUUCUCGAUGUCAAUGCACCUGCAUGGGUUCCGAUCUCCAGCUGUGGGCUAGGUGGCCAGACUCUUUUCAUUAGCAAACCAUUCAGCAAGUCUAUUUUAGCUCGUGGGGAGGUAGAACCAGAUGCUAUUUAUUUUAUCGAUUUUGGGGAAGUCUUCAGUAUGAAAUCCUCCAAGGCAAUAUUCAUCGGUCAUUUUCGGGAGGAGAAAUUUCUUGACUACAGUACCACAACGUGGGUAUUUCCUCCGCAAUACAAUUAG
Hordeum vulgare subsp. vulgare (domesticated barley) is the source of this 1497-nucleotide messenger RNA. RefSeq lists its product as uncharacterized. Gene Ontology annotation, molecular function: protein binding. The record is from RefSeq and is a predicted model, not a curated record. NCBI's taxonomy places the organism in Eukaryota, Viridiplantae, Streptophyta, Magnoliopsida, Poales, Poaceae. Bases 1 to 1497 code for a protein of 498 amino acids. The transcript has a single exon.